UCCCUCCUAUCCGCCAUGACCCUGGACCUCAUUCUAUCUUUCGAUUCUCUCUCUCGUGUGGAUGGUUCAGCGCGAUUUGGAUUCGGAUUGUAUCCUCAAUACUUGACCAGCAUAUCCGGCCCAAUUGAAGUGCGCCUUGCUUCUGAACAGCCUUCACAGAGUACCAUUGAAGUACAUGUCCGACCAUUAACCAAUGUCCCGGGUACCGAAUCCAAAAAAGCUGCAGUGAUAUUGAAGGAAAUUUUACAGAUGGAAGUCAUUGUGGAGGCGAACCCAAGGACACUCAUUCAGUUUGUCGUGCAGGCGCUAGUCCCAACACCGAAUGUCACAGAUGAACUUGUCGCGGCCAUGAUCAACUGUUGUACUUUGUCACUGUUGAACGCAGGUUCAGUCCCGAUGCGCGGUGUAAUCUGUGCUGUAUCUGUUGCCCGUUUCUCUCCUCCAGUCAAAGGAGGAAUACCCAUCUACAAAGUCCAAUCAACAGAAGAACCAAUAUCUCGAUUAGAAGCAACAGGAUGCUUUGCUUUCUUGUUUUCGGAUUCUGUUUCGUCAAGUACAUAUGCAUCAUCUUGCAUUUGGACAAAUUGGCAUUCGUCGUAUUCAGGGUCUGCGAAGGCCGUUGACGAAGACGACUUGGUUCGUGCACGCGAUGUCGCUCGGAGCGCAGCACGGGAGGUUUGGGACCGGAUGAAGUUGUUGAUUGAGGAAAGGGAAAGACCGAAGAUUGGAAUGAAAGGAUCCUUGGUUAAAAUCGCGUCGCAUGAGAUGGCAGAUGCAGAAAAGAUGGACGUGGAAGAAGAUGAUGCCAAGAUGGAGAUUUGAGGUAUUCGUUCGCUCAGUAUUCCUCCGAAGAGCUCGUGUCUUUAUAUUUUUCUCAUUCUAGACACAUCUACAUAUCCAUACACAUGUCAAGUUCUGAAAUGAUCUUUUUUUUGUGCAAGUUGUGUGGAUCUCCGCAUCGCUAUCUGCUUGAAAGAUAUCGAACAUGAUAGAAUGAAAAGAUUUGAGAGCCAACAGUUCUCAUCAAUUCCCUUCUAUGUAUCCUAGUGCUCUUGCAAUUGAUACUGUGAUAAUUGUAGCUAGUCAAUCA
Messenger RNA from Lentinula edodes (shiitake mushroom), 1090 nucleotides. RefSeq lists its product as uncharacterized. Gene Ontology annotation, biological process: poly(A)-dependent snoRNA 3'-end processing; nuclear mRNA surveillance; rRNA catabolic process. The transcript has a single exon. The record is from RefSeq and is a predicted model, not a curated record. Gene Ontology annotation, cellular component: nuclear exosome (RNase complex); cytoplasmic exosome (RNase complex); nucleolus. Bases 16 to 822 code for a protein of 268 amino acids. NCBI's taxonomy places the organism in Eukaryota, Fungi, Basidiomycota, Agaricomycetes, Agaricales, Omphalotaceae.